AUGGAUAUUGGUACAUCUUCUGCACGGUCCUCCGGCCCACUUGAACGGGAUCCUGCCUUUCGGGUGAUUAUAGUCGCUAAGGAAACAGGUCUAGGUCUGAAGAUCCUAGGCGGCAUUGACAGGAAUGAAGGACCAUUGGUAUAUAUUCACGAAGUCACUCCUGGAGGCGACUGUUACAAGGAUGGACGUUUGAAGCCAGGAGAUCAGCUUGUCUCCAUAAACAAGGAAUCUAUGAUUGGUGUAUCAUUUGAAGAAGCAAAAAACAUACUUACCAGAGCCAAGUUGAGGUGGGAAUCUCCGUGGGAGAUAGCAUUUAUCAGACAGAAGUCUUACUGUGGUCAUCCAGGAGACAUUUGCUGUCAGUCCCCACCAGUGUCAGAAGACUGUGAACCUCCAACCUCAGCAUUUAAUCUUCUUUCCUCUCCCGCUGGAACACUAGUUCCAAAGACUUCAUCCACUCCCAAGACUCAGGACUCCAUUUUACCCUCCUGUACAGUAAUUCAGACUCAACCUGAACACAAUAAAACAGAGUAUACUACGGUUACUUCUUUGAACAACAACCCUACAGAUACAUCUAAUGCAGACAUUGCUCCAGCCUGGACUGAUGACGCUUCUGGACCACAAGGAAAGAUUUCCCUAAAUCCUUCUGCUCGCCUUAAGGCAGAGAAACUGGAAAUGGCUCUCAAUUACCUCGGUAUACAGCCAACAAAGGAACAGAAUGAAGCCCUGAGACAGCAAGUCCAGGCCGACUCAGAGGGGACUGUGUCUUUUGGGGAUUUCGUCCAGGUUGCCAGAAAUUUGUUCUGCUUGCAGUUGGAUGAAGUAAAUGUUGGUGACCAUGAACUCCCCAGCGUCUUAGACUCACAGCUUCUCCCCUGUGAUUCUCUAGAAGCAGAUGAAGUGGGAAAACUGAGACAAGAGAGAAAUGCUGCUCUGGAAGAACGGGAUGUGCUUAAGGAGAAAUUACUCGAAUCAGAGAAGCACAGGAAACAAUUGAUAGAAGAACUCCAGAAUGUGAAACAGGAAGCCAAAGCCGUAGCCGAGGAAACACGAGCUCUGCGAAGCCGGAUUCAUCUUGCCGAAGCUGCACAGAGGCAGGCACGUGGGAUGGAAAUGGAUUAUGAAGAGGUGAUCCGUCUGCUAGAGGCUGAGGUCUCAGAACUAAAGGCCCGGCUCGCUGAUUAUUCUGACCAAAAUAAAGAAAGUGUCCAAGACUUGAGAAAGAGAGUCACAGUUCUUGACUGCCAAUUGCGAAAAUCAGAGAUGGCUCGGAAAACAUUUAAGUCGUCCACUGAAAGGCUCCUUCGUUUUGUAGAGGCUAUUCAAGAAGUACUUUUGGACAGUUCUGCUCCUUUAUCAAAUUUAAGUGAAAGAAGAGCUGUGCUUGCCUCUCAGACCUCGCUUCCGCUGCUGGGAAGGAACGGACGCAACUUCCCAGCACCCCUGCUUCUGGAAUCCAAGGAGCUUCUUAGAUCUGUCCGUGCCGUACUUGAUAUGGACUGCUUACCUUACGGGUGGGAGGAAGCUUACACAGCAGAUGGAAUCAAGUACUUCAUCAACCACGUGACACAGACCACGUCCUGGAUCCACCCCAUGAUGAGUGUCCUGAACCUGUCCUGCGCAGAGGAGAGUGAAGAGGACUGUCCCAGAGAGCUAAGGGAACUGAAAAGCUGAUGAGUUUCCACGGGCAACGGAGCUCCAGAGACUUCCGACGUUUCAAUAUAUAUGCACAACCAGAUGCACGACACCACACCCUGAGACACAGGACUCCAGCACAUGCUACCAGGCCGGGUGUCGAGUUGAAACCGUGGUAUUUUUGUGUACAUGCUAAGGAUCAGUUGUCACUAUAGUAGUUGUUUGAAAAUAAUCUAGUCAUAUAUAGUCAGAUUUUAUAUGCAUAUAUCUUCAUUUAUAUUUAGAUCUUUAUAAUUCAAUGUAUAGUUCCUUGUUUGGUAUAAGAUACAAUGGUUCGUACAGCAACACUUUAUAUUGAAAGGUUAUAUGAACAUAGCGAACAUUCUUGAUAACUCCCCCUCUCUCCUCACAGCGUAGGAAAGAAUUCUGAGGAAGCUAGGGGAGGGCGCCCAACCCCUAUCCCAUUACCUGCUGAUUGCAACUCUUGGGUUUUGGGGUGUUU
This is a messenger RNA of Rattus rattus (black rat), 2137 nucleotides long. RefSeq names its product syntaxin binding protein 4 (gene Stxbp4). Gene Ontology annotation, biological process: insulin receptor signaling pathway; regulation of insulin secretion involved in cellular response to glucose stimulus. NCBI's taxonomy places the organism in Eukaryota, Metazoa, Chordata, Mammalia, Rodentia, Muridae. Gene Ontology annotation, cellular component: cytoplasmic vesicle. Gene Ontology annotation, molecular function: syntaxin binding. The transcript is spliced from 16 exons. The record is from RefSeq and is a predicted model, not a curated record. The coding region runs from base 1 to 1674 and encodes 557 amino acids.